Ambispora gerdemannii is the source of this 336-nucleotide messenger RNA. NCBI's taxonomy places the organism in Eukaryota, Fungi, Glomeromycota, Glomeromycetes, Archaeosporales, Ambisporaceae. The record is from the annotation of a GenBank genome assembly.
AUGACGAUGGUUGUCGGACUCAUCUACGUUCAUCGUCUAAAGAGAACCUUACCAGCCACGGCACGCGGUGAUUUCGACACCCCAUACAAGAUCUUUCUAUCAGCAAUUCUGCUCGCCAGUAAAUAUCUCAGCGAUCAUUCAUUACAGAAUCGUAAUAUUGCCGAUAUCACCAACGGACUGUAUUCGGUGAAAGAUGUCAAUACGAUGGAGCGUAGCUUUCUCGGCUUGCUAAAAUAUGAACUUUGGGUUGACGUGGACGAAGUUAAAAAGUUUUUAGAUCAACAUCGUGUCGAAUUAGACAUUGAUGUCGAUUGGAGUCGUGACGAAGAAAGGUAA